UACAAUGACUAUUUUAUCAGACAAAAACAGCUCGUAGUCUGAACUGUGAGUCAUUUUUCAACCAACAUUUCAUUAAGCUACUUGCUUCCGGGACGAGACAGUCUUAUUUUGAAGGUAAAAUCCGUGCAUCUCCGGUCUGCCUCUCUCUGGCUGACUUGACGCAGCUCUCCCUCUCCCCGGUGCGCCUGAACUCCGGUACCUGACACCGCAGAGCGCGUCCAGCGGCUGAGAGGACGCAGACGCACGGGAGACCGCUUGGUCUUAUUUAACUUUACUUUUCCCAUUUAUUAAAACUUCUGCGUCACAUUCCUCUCUCAUUGUUUCGCCUCUUUUUCAUCCUCCGGACUGACGGACUGAGUUUGGAUAUCGGCAGGGGGGAGGAGGCAUAGGACCGGCGGGCUGCUCUCAGAUGGAGCACCAUGGCUCCGGGAGCUCAGGGCGCACGGCGGACCUGGAGUGAGUGACGCUGGUGGACGGACGCUGCUGCCCGGUUCAGGCUGUUCACAGCACGGCCAUGACGGGCACCCAGGAGCCAGACCUGCAUGAGCAGCACAGAGGACCAACGCAGGAGGAAGGGGAUGAGGAGGAGGAGGGGGAGAAGGUGCAUGUGUCAGUUGAGGGAGAGGCGAGGGAGCAGGAAGAGGAGGAAGAGGAGGAGGAGGAUGAAUUGGAGGAGCUGCCGUACCCCACUCUUGCACCAGUGGUUCUUUUGGCUCUGACCCAGACCAGCCCGCCCCGCUCCUGGUGCCUUCGAGCUGUCUGCCACCCAUAUCCUUCACUGCCGGGGGUGCACCUGAAGCACUGCGAACAUGUGUGGGUGUGUUUGGGCGUAUGACUGUGUUUCUGUUUAUAAUGUGAAAGAGACAUCGUCUGUUUGUGUUUCAGCUCUGUACUGUCUCAGAGCCGUUGUACCUACAAGGCACCUAGCG
Seriola aureovittata is the source of this 929-nucleotide messenger RNA. RefSeq names its product myelin transcription factor 1-like. The record is from RefSeq and is a predicted model, not a curated record. NCBI's taxonomy places the organism in Eukaryota, Metazoa, Chordata, Actinopteri, Carangiformes, Carangidae. The transcript is spliced from 2 exons. Bases 515 to 835 code for a protein of 106 amino acids.